Messenger RNA from Clonostachys rhizophaga, 342 nucleotides. Lineage: Eukaryota; Fungi; Ascomycota; Sordariomycetes; Hypocreales; Bionectriaceae. The record is from the annotation of a GenBank genome assembly.
AUGCGAUUGAUGCAGAUCAUCCGGACGGGAUCUUCGGGUGGAGGGCUUAUUGCCCAAUCCGUCACAACGGCCAACUGUUGGCUCGGCGAAUCAAGGAGCAUCCCUUCAUCCCUUCCAUGGGUCGAUCGUCCAAGAGAGGUGUCUUUGCGGCAGUUGGCUAUUGUACCCAUCCUCAAUGCCACCUUGCUUGAUCCUGCACAUGACGUGAAGUUCACUUGGGCGCUUCUUGCUGUGAUUAUUGGACUCAUCACACCCGUAAGCGCCAUCCGCGACAUCACCAACAGUAUCACCAACGGCAUCACCAACGGCAUCACCAACGAGGCGCAGAUAUUGGUCACGUAG